AUGUCGAGCUUCGCGGCCAUUCCGAUCACGACGCUGUCGAAGCCGGUCUCCAAGCCGAGGAUGCCGCUGCUGCAGUGCCAGCCGAGGCUCAGGCCGGCCAUCUCCUGCUCGGCGGUGCCGCCGGAGAAGGAGCAGGCGACGGCGGGGGCGACGGCAUCCUCCUCCCUGAAGGCGUUCUCCGCGGCGCUGGCGCUGUCCUCGAUCCUGAUCUCCUCCGCGCCGCUGCCGGCGGCGGCGGACAUCGCCGGCCUGACCCCCUGCAAGGAGUCCAAGGCCUUCGCCAAGAGGGAGAAGCAGGCGCUGAGGAAGCUGGAGGCGUCGCUGAAGAAGUACGAUCCCGACUCCGCCCCCGCGCUCGCCAUCAAGGCCACCAUGGAGAGGACCAAGCGCCGCUUUGACAACUACGGCAAGUUCGGUCUGCUCUGCGGCGCCGACGGCCUCCCGCACCUCAUCGUCAGCGGCGACCAACGCCACUGGGGCGAGUUCAUCACCCCCGGCCUUCUCUUCCUCUACAUCGCCGGCUGGAUCGGCUGGGUCGGCCGGAGCUACCUGAUCGCCAUCCGCGGAGAGAAGAAGCCCACGCAGAAGGAGAUCAUCAUCGACGUCCCGCUGGCCUCCAAGCUGGUCUUCAGGGGCUUCAGCUGGCCCGUCGCCGCCUACCGAGAGUUAAUCAACGGAGACCUAAUCGCCAAGGACGUCUGA
This is a messenger RNA of Spirodela intermedia, 702 nucleotides long. The record is from the annotation of a GenBank genome assembly. NCBI's taxonomy places the organism in Eukaryota, Viridiplantae, Streptophyta, Magnoliopsida, Alismatales, Araceae.